This is a messenger RNA of Penicillium taxi, 1707 nucleotides long. RefSeq names its product RNA lariat debranching enzyme. Gene Ontology annotation, biological process: mRNA splicing, via spliceosome. Gene Ontology annotation, cellular component: nucleus. Bases 1 to 1707 code for a protein of 568 amino acids. Gene Ontology annotation, molecular function: RNA lariat debranching enzyme activity. The record is from RefSeq and is a predicted model, not a curated record. The transcript has a single exon. NCBI's taxonomy places the organism in Eukaryota, Fungi, Ascomycota, Eurotiomycetes, Eurotiales, Aspergillaceae.
AUGUCAUCUCCCGUCCGCGUCGCGUCAGUCGGAUGCUGUCAUGGAGCUUUGAAUGAGAUCUACGCGAAUAUCUACAAGGAGAUGGAAGCUAGGGAAUGGGACAACAUUGACUGUGUCAUCAUUGGUGGUGACUUUCAAGCUCUUCGAAAUUCUAAUGACGCGACUUGCAUCUCAGUUCCGCCCAAGUACAAACAAAUUGGAGAUUUUCAUGAAUAUUACUCAGGACAGCGCAUUGCGCCAUUUUUGACAAUUUUCUGUGGUGGUAAUCAUGAAGCCGGAAAUCAUCUCUUUGAGUUGUACUAUGGUGGCUGGGUUGCUCCAAACAUAUAUUAUCUGGGAGCGGCAAACGUUCUUCGUUUGGGCCCUCUUCGCAUCGCUGGCAUGUCUGGCAUCUGGAAAGGCUAUGAUUAUCGCAAAACCCAUUUUGAGCGUAUUCCUUACGCCUAUGGCGAUACUCAGUCUAUCUAUCAUAUCCGCGAGCUAGAUGUGCGGAAGCUUCUUCAAAUUCGCACCCAGGUUGAUCUUGGCCUCUCACACGACUGGCCUCGGGCUAUUGAGAAACUCGGUGAUAGCCAGUCCUUGUUCCGCAUGAAGAAAUUUCUCCAGGAAGACUCAAUUCAUGGUCGUCUCGGAAGUCAGGCUGCCCGAAAUGUCUUAGAUCGUCUUCGCCCGGCCUACUGGCUCUCCGCCCACCUUCAUGUUAAAUUUGCACUUACGAUGGGACACGAUGGGUGCCGCCUUCGAAAGGUUCACCCAGGUAAUAAUAAACCUGUAGAUUGGGGCUACGAGGCUGUCGAGCCCAACGGCGAAAACUCCAUCGAAGAUAAUACAAUUGACACUCCUGUCACCUCUUUGGUGACUGAUGUCGAUACGAAAAUGAAGAAUGUGGAUAAUGAACCCAUUAAGAACGAUGAUGAAAUCAACUUGGAUUCUAGCAGUGAAUCAGAGCAUGGCUCCCCCGUUGCCAAAAGAGUUACUCUCGAAACCAAGGAUGAUAUGUUUGCUCCAUCCAGCACGCCAAUCAUCCCUGACGAUAUUCGAAGCAAACUACCAGCCAGUCUCUCUCGCCCUUCUUGGCAGACUGAACAAAACCUACCCACUAAGCCCUCAAUACCAGAGGCUAUUCGCAAUAAGGUGACCAAGUUCAUGGCUCUCGACAAGCCUGGCGGCCACGGACCUUAUCUUGAUCUGAUCGAAGUCAAUGCCGUAUCUGAGCAAGGCGAAGUCGCACUUGAGCGCCCAUUCCGUUUACAGUAUGAUCCAGAAUGGCUUGCCAUUACUCGUGUCUUCGCAGAGGAUCUCAAACUCGGUGACCGCAGCGCCAAAGUCCCUGAUGACCUAGGCCAGGCUGCCUAUCUUGACUCCAUUAUUCAUGCAGAGUCGUGGGUAAAGGAAAACAUCAUUGAGCCCGGCCUUCUAGAUGUUCCUAUCAACUUCACUAUCACUGCCCCAGUGUACGACCCGUCUGUUCCUAUCACAACCAACGAAGCUCCUCCUGAGUACAACAACCCGCAAACUGAUGAGUUCUGCAAGCUCCUCGGUAUUUCUAACAAGUUUGUCCUAUCCGAUGAGGAGCGUGCUGCUCGAGCCGAGGCUCACGCCCAACUUCCAGACGAGCCUGAGAGAUCCUAUCGAGGACAUGGAAGGGGCCGGGGUGGUCGAGGACGAGGAAGUGGUCGUGGCAAUCGGGGUCGGUCCAGAUACUAA